GCAGCCCUCGCGCCCGCACGCCAACCGUGCCCCCCGAGGAGGAGCACCAAGGAGCGAGACAGGACCGGGGCUGGCGGAAGUUGGGAGGAAAGAAACCUCGGGAUGCAGCACCUGUCCCUGCCCGUCGUAUGAACCUGGGGUGUCAUGUCGUGUGGCACCGGGGCAAACGACGAUGUCGCAUCGCUUGACAGGCACCCUCGCCUGGUGUUGCUCGUUGGCUCGUGUCGAGGACUCUUGGCCCUGAUCUGAGUUGGCCCCUAGUGUGCAUUUGCGGAUCGAUCUGCAAGAAAUCCCAACUUGUUGCAAGAUGAAUAAAAGAGAGCACGGCCGGCUUUCUCGCCCGGCUCUGGUCGUAUGUACUGUGGAACCUGAGAUCUGCUCUUCUCAUUCUAUUCUCUUCUCCUUCUGAUCUACAUUGCGGUCCGUCCCACCCCCAUCGGAGCGCACCGAAUUUUCUUUCCCCUCUGUGGUCAUGGCCUCGUCAGGCCAGUUGCCGCCAGAGAUGGCGGCCGAGAACAAAGGCCCUGGGAUCCUGGCUGCGUGCUACACUGUCGAGGUCAUUGCCAGCUGCUUCGUGGCGGCCCGCCUUUUUGUGCGCGGCCGGAUGAUGGGCAAGUGGCAGCUCGACGACUGGCUUAUAAUCGUGUCUAUGCUGUUCGGAUGGAUUGCUGUCGCCUUCACAACCGCCGCCGUCGCCAACGGGAGUGGCAAGCACUUCGAGGUGCUGACGGAGGAGCAACAUUCCAAAGCAGUAUUCUGGACCGUAAUGGGAUUUGGUCCUGGGUUAAUGUCGUUCGGUAUCCCGAAGCUCGCCGUCGUCGCCUUCCUCACGCAUAUAUUGAACCCGAGCAGGAUCCAUCGUAUCGUCUUGUGGUGCAUGGCGUCUUUAUGCAUUUUUAAUUUGUUGCUUUGUGUUGUUUUUCAUUUUGCCCAAUGCACGCCGGCAGCGUCGCAAUGGGACUUCACACUCGAGAGACGGUGUUGGACUCCAUGGAUCUUGAUAUGGUGGGCGACCUGGUCUGGCUACUUUUCUGCCUUCCUCGACCUCUACCUGGCGGUUUACCCAUCGAUCGUCCUCUACAAACUCCAAAUGACCCGCAAGAAGAAGCUCGCCCUCUGCGGUGCCCUCGGGAUCGGCUCAAUAUCCACCAUCGUCGCCAUAUACAAGACCACGAGACUGCCGUCACUCGCAAGUGGAGACUUCACCUUCUCCACGUCCGACCUCGUCAUCUUCACCAUCGCCGAAGGCGCAAUGAUCAUAAUAGCAGCGUGCAUCCCCGUCCUGCAGCCCCUCCUCGAGAUGAUGACAGGCAAGCGCGGGUGGUUGAGCAGCGGCAAGACGUCAGGCCGGCCGUACCACCAGCAGUACGCGCGCGGGCAGAGCUACGUGGCGGAGAAGUCGGUGCGGUCGGACUUUGAGGCGCGACGUACGCAGCGGCGGGUUGACGACGACGACGACCUCCUGAUGACAAGCUUGGAGAUGGAGAGGGCGCAGAACAAGGACGGGUACUGGACGGCGGGUCAGCCACCGGUGCCGCCACGCAGGGCAGCCCUGGCCAGGACGCCGUCACGGGCGUCGUCGAGGACCAGCAUCCGGAUGAGCCCCAAGGCGGCGACGUCGUUUGUCACACGGGGGAUCUUUUCGCGACCACGCAAGAGUGAGGAGGCCAACCCUGUGCCGCCGGUCAUUACCAAGACGAACAGCAUCAGGGUCGAGUACGAGCCGUACACGGGCGGGGCGGGAUCGUGGCCGCUCCCACAGAACCCGUUCCCGGUGAGCGAUGAUUCGGGAAGUGAGGGUGCGGGUGCUGGCAGCAUUGUCAAUUCGCGUUCAUUCUCUUUAAGCAGCAGCGUCCAGUCGCAGGGUGCAUUGCGAGGUUCAUAGUCCUUGAUGCCAGUCAGUCAGUUUAAGUAAUGUAUAACUUUGCAUGGA
Diaporthe batatas is the source of this 1933-nucleotide messenger RNA. RefSeq lists its product as uncharacterized. Lineage: Eukaryota; Fungi; Ascomycota; Sordariomycetes; Diaporthales; Diaporthaceae. The record is from RefSeq and is a predicted model, not a curated record. Bases 473 to 1885 code for a protein of 470 amino acids. The transcript has 4 exons.